Messenger RNA from Trichoplax adhaerens, 1986 nucleotides. RefSeq lists its product as uncharacterized. The record is from RefSeq and is a predicted model, not a curated record. Gene Ontology annotation, biological process: protein localization to membrane. The transcript has a single exon. Gene Ontology annotation, cellular component: membrane. The coding region runs from base 1 to 1986 and encodes 661 amino acids. NCBI's taxonomy places the organism in Eukaryota, Metazoa, Placozoa, Uniplacotomia, Trichoplacea, Trichoplacidae.
AUGGUUAAAUCACUGCGACGAUCUAUUUCAAUCAUUGUAUCGGUAAUUAUUGCAUUUACUUUUGAGCAAAAUGCUGAUGCCCUCCAGAUUUUUAACCAAGCCGUUAAUAAUUAUUGCACAGAAAGUAACUCCGCAACAGACUGUCCUAGUAAUAUACCAGUUCAAGUCGGUUCAAUUCGUUCAGAUAAAUCGAUUCUCAAUAUAGACUAUUUUGAUCUCAAUUUAUGUCUUGUACAAUCAUCCUAUUUACCAGUUAAAAGCGUCGGUCAGGGAUUACUAGCGCACUUUUAUCAUCGGCCAUCAUUUAAUAUCUCAUUUGGAUUGAAUCAAAGAAAUGUUCAAAUAUGUAAUGUAACGUACAAUCACAAUAACUCAAUCAGCAAGAAAAAAUUUGAUAAAUUAUUAUAUGCCAUCCGGAAUAACUAUAUGUUAUACUGGUCAAUCGAUGAUAUGCCGCUUCGUUGGUGCUAUCCUGUUAUAGCUGGAAAUAAGAGAUUUUGUACCGAUGGUUUUCCUAUUGGAUGUCAUAUCGAUAAGCGAGGAAAAAUGACCACGGGUUGCUAUUUACUUGAUUUACCUUCAUUAAAUGAUGUAUAUGUUAUUUUUAAUCAUUUAGAUAUAGAGAUAUCAUAUACAACUAAUUAUAUGUCCGAACGUUCAAUGUUAAUUGCAGCUGUGGUCCGACCACGUAGUCAAACUAAUAAUAUUAGAAAAACAAAUACCGUUAUUUCUCCAAUUCUAUCAAGAGAUAGUAGCAAGAGAAAUUCAAUCGUGAGUUGGUCGUAUACUUAUUCAAUUAGCUAUAAGCGCAUAAUAUCAAAUAGGAUAACGCGACGAGAUUUUUUCGCCAGCUACAGCCCGUAUUCUUUUAGGCAGUGUAGUAGCCUAUUUAAUAUCUUAUUAAUUGUUACAUUUCUGACACUUAUGAUUGUUAGAAUAUUUUACUAUUCUUUUGGUAGAAGCGAUGCAAUGAUUUCAUCAGUAAGAAGCAAUCAAAUUAUGCUAAAGCAUGGAUGGAGAGCAAUUCGUGGCGAUGUAUUUAGAUCUCCAAAAUAUUCCUUGUUAUUAUCUGUUUUAACUGGUUCAGGUAUACAGUGUUUGCUGGCAACUUUUUAUACGCUAGCACUAGCAUGGAUUGGCUUUAUAAGUUUUAGUAAUCCUUCAGAAUUGCUAUCGUCGGCUAUUUUAUCAUAUGUUUCAUCUGCAAGUACUGCUGGCUAUAUAUCCGCAGUUACUUAUAAGACUAUUGAUGGCAAAGAUUAUAUUCUUAGUUUUAUUAUGACACCAACGUUAAUACCUGGCAUUUUCCUUGCUAUUCUCUACAUACUGAACUCUAUAUCACUUAGUAUGGUUACUCUAUCAACCCCACCACAAACAUUUAUAUUAUUGCUAAUAAUGUGGCUAUUGGUAUUAUGUCCGCUAUCUUGUAUUGGAUCCUACUUCGGUUUUAAACGAGAAGCAUUACAGUUACCUGUCAAGCCAAGUAAAACGCCACGACAAAUCCCUGAGUAUAAGUUCUAUAAAUAUCCUCUACUUGGUGUUGCUAUAGCUGGUGCUUUAAUUUUUUCUGUAGUUGUAGUACCGAUAUCUGUCUUUCUAGAUUGCCUUCAAACACAUAAUAUUAACGAAUCUUACGGCUAUUCUAUUCUCUAUUUUAUUCUAACAAUAUUGUUAUGCAUUCAGAUAUCAGUUUAUUUAUGUCAUUUAUAUUUAUGUGCUGAAAAUUAUCACUGGUGGUGGAGGGCAUUUCUAGCUGGUGGAUCAGUCGCUAUAUUUGUUUUAUUAUAUAGUUGUUAUUUUUAUCUUACUAGAAUAUCGUAUAGUUCUAAUGCCUAUAGUAUGACAUAUUUCAUAGUCUACUUUGGCUAUUGUACCGUCUUAGCAAUCUAUUUUAGCCUAAUGACAGGUAGUAUUACUUUCAUUGCUGCCUUUAUAUAUGCCAAGUUUGUUUAUCAAUACGCCAAUAUGGAUAUCAUUCAAGUCUGA